ACGUAACCAGGAGCAAAAAAGCAAGUUGUUGUUUUCUAGUUUUCCCUAAUCAUCGCGGUAGCGAUCAUUGGCGCAGUAAUUAGCAGAGCAAUCAAUUUAUCACGCAAUAGAUUAAAAUUGCGAUUAACUUUGACCACGACAAGAAGGAGAAAAGAAGCUUUGCAGGCAUGGAAGAAUCGCUGUCCGAGGAUGACAGUUCCCAGGACCGAAUCGAGAGCCUUGGGUUUAGGCCGCAGAAAAUCCUCGAGUGCAACAGACUGUUGCCCUAUGCUGACAAACUGGACGAGGAAUCCAACCGAGUCCUGGCCACUAUCAAAGCUAACCUUGGAAGGGCUGUCAUGUUGCGUGAAAUUUGCCCUGGCUGCAGAGUCUGGACAGCCAGACUGAUGAGGUUCACACGUCUCUACGGCUUGAAAAUUUCUAAAGAAGACCACCUGGCUUUUGUGAGGAUGUUAUACGAGCUGGUGACAUUGCCAAAUUUGGAGCCGUACUUGGUCAACAAAUUUGCCUCAACUCUACUGGAGCUCCUCAGCAAAAAAUACCUGAAUUAUGACGAUUUGACCUUAGACUGGAGGCCUCUCUAUGAAGUUCGGAAAAGAAUAAUUGAAGACUCCCAUGCAGAACUAGGAAUGUACAGAUACUUCACUGAUUUGGAUAGCACUUUAAAUGCCCUGAUUCGCGAAUCUGCUUACUAUUUUCCUCCAUCUACAACCCAAGAAGUUUUGGAUUUGUUCCGUCCUCGCCUGUGCCCUUUUGACAGUUCCACCACCAAAGGGAUGGAAGGGCUCAAUCUGUUUUUGCCCACAAUGCGCAGAGCAGACGUCAAAGAGCAAGGUUACACACUCUGGUUGGAUGAACUGAUGCACUUUUGGAGCGUUUGCAACAACUCCACCAACUUUGAAUCUGAGCUGAUGUGGCUGUUAGCGCGGCUGGCCCGCUUGAAUAUCGGCCACAUUGACUGGGAGCCUCACAUGGCUAUGAUGUUUACAAGAUUCCUUAGAUCACUCAAUCUGCCAGUCCUGUACAAGAAAAUGUACCCAGGGCGAAUCCACAAGUUGGACUCCAUGGCCAUUUGCCAGUGGAUUGUGUCAACUAUUGGUGGCAAAAGCAGCACAUACCAGUAUCUUGAGAAGUUCAUGAAGACGCUGGAGACGUACUUGCAGCCAGCUAAUUUUGGUCGCUGGGUCCUGAAGUUACGAGAGCUUAUCAAAAGAAUUGUUUCCUGUUUCAUCAGCCGUGUCUAUAGAGAGAGAGUGAAGAAGCGAAAAUGGGAACCUCCCAUACCCGAGAGUCACUUGCUGAGUGAUGAGGACAUAACCAAGUUUGUAGAAAUUAUGCAGCCAAUCACCAUGCAAGCUAUGUACUCGAAAGCUGGUGUCCUGGACAUGGUUCAAUCCCUGCAGUAUUUGGCCACCCUGAAGCCAAGCCUGGUUGUACCACCUAUAGUUGAAAAAAUGUACAUGAAUUUGGACUCAAUAACUGAACCACACAAGCUAACCACUGCCAUGAUGUGUGUGGUUGCUGUCGGAAGGCCAAUGUUGGAGCAAGUGGGUGAUUACAAGGAAGGAAGGGGCCAUGUUUUGCCUCUGCUCAUGUCUGUGUUGCCUGGAAUAGACCCCAACGAUUCCUUCAAGUGCUUCAUCACGUUCCAGUUCAUCUCCACAUUUGCCACACUGGUGCCCUUGGUGGAUUCAUCCAGGGCAUACGAGCAUUUCAAAGACUUGACUGAUGAAGAGGAAAUUUUGUGUGCGGCCUCAUCAGGAUUUGAAGACUUUGUGCUGCAGUUUAUCGACAGAUGCCUGAGCCUGAUCGAAAGCAGCUCUAUCGACCAGUCUCGCAUAGAGCAGGAAUCUGACAAAUGGGAAAGCGAGUCCCUUACAGAGAGUGCCAUUCUUUCAACUGUGAUUUCUGUGCUUACUCAAACGUCACCUUCCAUAUUCCAACAAGCACUCAGGAAGGUGAACCAGUUUGUAAUAAGUCGCAUUUUGGAAACCUCAGUGGCGGGCAUAUUGCUUGCUGUUCUCUGCCAAGCAUUUGCAAUGGUGAAUGCAGAAGAGACUUUGAAACUGCUGGUGCCAAACCUUUGCUCAGCCAUCAUGCAAGGCACAGAGUCCGAGGACAUUAUCAAAGAACCCCACCUUAAUAACGAACUGCUGUACCAGCUGCAGAUUCUUGCAGAGGUUGUUUGCUGUGAUGGAUCCUACUUAGUGCAGUAUGUGCCUCUAAUAAUGCCUGUUUUGGACCGAACCCUUCGUUUUGUAAGCAAAGAGGGCCAGCACUCGGCAGGUCGAUUGCUGAGCCACAUGCUUGAUUCCAUGGUCCACAUGAAGCCUACUGACUACAGAAGUGUCGGCUACAAUUUCACAGAGCCAUUGACUGAGCACCUUCCAGUUAGGGAUUGGUCAAAGCCUUGUAGUAUAUACGACCUCAAAAUAAUCUGGCACAUUCCCUCGAGGGAAGAGGUGCAAUGUGUUCAGCAAAUUGUUGGUCGCUACUUGCCACCAGAACUAGAGAAAAUCAACAAUUUUGUUAGUGGAAACCUUACUCUGACAAGGGAUGAACUGCAAAGCACAUUAAACAUUAUGAUGUCAAUAUUAGCUGGCCGUCCAUUGCUUCCAGUUUGGGAUGAAGAGCCAAUCACUUUGAUGGAUAGUGCAGUUGAUUUGCGCACUAUAAAAUACAUGACUGGUGUUGAAGGAAUGGAAGUAACCAUGCCAGAUGGCAGCAAUGUGAGGCAGGAAGUUGCCAGAGUGAUGAUCCAACUCCAAAAAAAAUUACUCCGGGCGCAUGAGGACGACACUCGCUCUUUCUUCCUGCUAAUAAGCAUUUAUGAGUUAUUGCUAUGUAACCAAGGGACAUCCAAAUCCGACUUCCUGAACCACUGGAAAAAUUAUUCAUUCAUCAAGCAGCUUCUGGACAACAAAUUGGCUGUUGGCUCUAAAAGACAAUUGCGAAGAAUGAUCAUUGACAGAGCUGUUCUUCAGCAAAAGAUGCGGCAAAGUGAAGCUAGCACCUCAGUUGUGACAGAGACCCACAAGCAAAUUUUCUUGGCUCUAUUAGAAUUGGCAGCAAGCCAGUACAGUGAAGUCCGAGCCAAAGCUCAGGGUUCUUUGUCAAUGUCACUUGAAAUGUUCACUUUCUCCUAUCGUCUCCUGGUGCCCCAAAUCAUCGACUACCUCAAAUUGGAUUCCAACAAAUUCCAUGAGCAGUUUAAGGGAGCAUUGUAUGUUUUGCUUGGGCCAAAGCAAAACCCCCUGGUUUCAAAGCACAGCUGGGAACUCUUGUCCGACCUGUGGUUUGUCCUUGUGACAGCCAAACCCUCUGAGAAAAACUCUGUGAUUCGUCUGAUGGAAAAAUUAGUUGAAAGCGUGCACAAAAAUUUCCCUACAAUUACCAUUCAGUUAGAGGUUCCGCAAAAAUGCGCUGACACAGGCCGAGCCUUGUGGAGUUCUCUCCCAAUUCCUGAUCAGCCAAUUCCAACCGAGACAGAAUUGGAGUUGGGAAAAAUGACUUUGGACAACCUGUGUAGAAAUAAGCAAGAAAAGUACACAAAUUUAGUCAACAAAUUACUUGAUGCCAUUGAAUCUGGAAAUUUACAUUGGCGGUACAACGACAUGGCUGUUAGUUUCCUCCGGGAUUUGGUUCAUCCAGACGUUCCAUUCCCAUCUAGAGCAGUGAAAUUUUUCUUGAAGACUCUGAUACACGACACAAUCCAUCUCCGAAAGUUGGCUAUUGCUAGCAUGGUCUUCAUUCUGCAACAGCAAAAGAGAGACCACGUCAAAGUGUUGGUCGAUCCAACUUCAUAUCAAGAAGGAUCUGGAUUGACAAUUUUGCAGAGUGAGGAUGAAGCAAAGCAGGUAGCUGUCAAACCUGGUGACAGGGAGGACAAUGCCUGGCUUCAGUACAACUACCAAAGCAGACCAUUGACCACUGAGCAAUGGCAAAUGACAAGAUAUCAACACAGGCCUUACCUGGGUUAUUACUGCUGGCCAAAGAAAGUAGAAGUCUAUGCUUCUUACAGCAAACAGCCAUGUUUGGACAGGCCUGUCGAAGAGAUGGACGAGGCUGAGGCCGACGUUUUCAAAUUUUUCCACAACCAAGCCAACAUUGACAAACUCAUAGAGUAUUUAUCCCUGGAAGAGAAGAAAGGCAGAGACAAAUUCAACAGCAAGAGAUACAUUCUCUUUAAGAAUUUAUUCCGCAACCAUGGUGAUGCUCACUUGAAUCUGUUUCUACCUCAUUUAAAACGGCUAGUGGCUGAUAAAAACGAGAGUAGCCAAAGAUGUGCUGCAGAAAUCAUUGCAGGCCUUAUCAAGGGCGCCAAACACUGGCCUUUUGACAAAAUUGAAUCGCUGUGGAGAGAGCUGUGUCCUAUUAUCAGGUGUGCCUUGUCGAAUAUGACUGUCGAGACUGUCGGAGACUGGGGCAUCUGUUUUGCAACUGCAGCGGAGAGUCGAGAUCCAAACCAACAGCAUUGGUUGCUGGAAGUGCUCAUGGAGGAGCCUUUGAGGGAAGAAGCUGCUUUUAAAGACUGCGGGAGGUUGUACGCACUGCAAGGCGCGUUGAACCAACACGAGUGGCGAAUCCCGGAGUUGCUGCACCGUCUUCUGCAUUAUGUGAAACCUUUCCUCACCCAUUCAUUCCAGAAUGUGAGGGAACGGCUGGGAAGUGUGCUGACAAAUAUUUUCAACUUGGACAUUGCCCUGAGUGACCAGAACUUGACAAAAUCGCCCCGGAUUGAUGACUUCAUUUCUGAAGUUUUGCCUAGGCUACAAAUUCUAUGUGCAAACGGACCCAAAGACAUAGAGAGCAAAAUGGAGGUUGACAGCCCCGAGGAGGUGAGCAGAACAGCCGACUUGAUUGCUAAUGUCGAGUUGUCUGCAGAAAACAAAGCUCCUAGGGAUUUGGCCCUUCGACUGCUCAAAACCGUUUGCCAGUGGUCAUCCGCUUGCAUCCUCAGAUCAUGUUUCGGAGUAAAACCUUCAUUCUACAAAUUCUUCCCAAUUGUUUGUUUAUUGGAGAGCUAUGAAGGCGACGAUGAAAUCAGUAAAUGCUGCACAACCUUCCUAGCAUACCUAGCAUUUUCACUCAACCCUCCGUCAGUCAUUCCCACAGCUCUGGCUACAGUUAAAUCUACUCUGAACCUGGGCUCUUGGAAAGCUAGACUGACUUGCUUGGACUUUUUGCAAGUGCUUGUCUUCCACAACAUGCCAAAUUUCCUGAGCAAUGAUGAGUGGGUGAAAGAUGUGACAUCUCUUGUGUUGACUUUGAUGAAAGACGAAAGGUUGGAAGUAAGGGAGAAAGCGUCCCAGGUGUUGGGCGGACUUCUUCACUGUGAUUUUAUUUCUUCUACGGAUGAACUUCUCAAACAAUUCACCAAACAAUCAAAAACAAAACUUAAGAGGAGCAGUGCUUUGGACAACAUCUACACCGAGUCUGUGAUCAAGCGGCACUGUGGAGUGCUGGGCUUGUGCGCCUUCAUCGACGCAUACCCUUACGAGGUGCCAGACUUCAUUCCAGACGUUUUUUCUGUCUUGGGUGACCACUUGAACGAUCCCCCGCCAAUUUCGACAACAAUUCGCAAGUCGCUUGGCAACUUCAAGCGAACCCACUUGGACAACUGGCAGAAUCACAAGCUCAAGUUCUCGGAAGACCAACUUUGUCUGUUGUCUGAUCUCCUCAUCCCUCCCACUUACUACGCUUGAAGUACAUCUACAGGAAUUUGUUUGAAAUACCGAGAAGGGAUUUUGUUUAAUUGAGUUCACCUAGAAAACCUUUCAAUUAGUUAUUGCAGUUAAAGUUCUGAUCUGUUUUUCCUUAAAUAUGCCUCACUGUUUAAUCAUAAAAUAAAUUUUGAUUACUUUUUGUUUCUAUGUA
Messenger RNA from Neocloeon triangulifer, 5877 nucleotides. RefSeq names its product proteasome activator complex subunit 4-like. The coding region runs from base 168 to 5705 and encodes 1845 amino acids. Gene Ontology annotation, biological process: proteasomal ubiquitin-independent protein catabolic process. Gene Ontology annotation, cellular component: cytosol; nucleus. Lineage: Eukaryota; Metazoa; Arthropoda; Insecta; Ephemeroptera; Baetidae. The record is from RefSeq and is a predicted model, not a curated record. The transcript has 31 exons. Gene Ontology annotation, molecular function: peptidase activator activity; proteasome binding.